Messenger RNA from Atta colombica, 838 nucleotides. RefSeq names its product low molecular weight phosphotyrosine protein phosphatase-like. Gene Ontology annotation, molecular function: non-membrane spanning protein tyrosine phosphatase activity; acid phosphatase activity. Gene Ontology annotation, biological process: protein dephosphorylation. The transcript is spliced from 5 exons. Lineage: Eukaryota; Metazoa; Arthropoda; Insecta; Hymenoptera; Formicidae. The record is from RefSeq and is a predicted model, not a curated record. Bases 136 to 627 code for a protein of 163 amino acids. Gene Ontology annotation, cellular component: cytoplasm.
CUCGUCUACUGUCAAAUCUAAUCAGACCGGGUGGCGCGAGGAAGACAGUGAUCUUUUUAGUCUCCAGAAAUAUCCUAAAAAUAGAUAUUAAAGAAAUUUUCAGUGUACUUUUUCUUAUCUACUAUAACAAGAAAUAUGAUGCGAAAGAAGAAAGUUCUCAUGGUUUGUUUAGGGAAUAGUUGUCGCUCUCCUAUGGCGGAAGCGGUGUUUCAGGAUCAAAUCCGAAAAAUGGAUUUGAUAGAUUUCUGGGAAGUCGAAAGCGCCGCUCUUCUAAGUUAUCAUGUAGGCAAUGAUCCUGAACCUAGAGCAACAGCCACACUUCAAAAAGCAGGAAUUACGGAUUACUCUCAUAUUGCAAGAAAAAUCACGACUAACGAUUUUUACAAAUUUGACUGGAUAUUCGGAAUGGACGAAUAUAUUAUCGAAUUAUUGUAUGAAAAGCAACCGGAAGAUAGUCAAGCAAAGAUAGAACUACUUGGGAAAUACGAUCCAUCUGGAAUAAUUAUCAUAAAAGAUCCUAUCUUUGAUGUUGGUAAUGUCGGAUUUGAGAGAGCAUUUGAACAAGCUUUAAGAAGCGUACGCGCAUUCUUGGAAAUUCACAAAGAUAAUAUGCUCGACAAAUCAUAAUAAAGAUGUUAAAAAUUUUUAUUUUUUAGAAGUACUAAAAAUGAGAAAAGAAAUGAGAAAUUAAGUUUUACCUAAUUUGUUCAGCUUGUAUAGGGUGUUCUAUAAUUCAUCCGACAGAACUUGUGGACAGGUAGAGCGGACUAAACUGAGACGGAAAGUCCUCCACCUUUAUAAUUUCCGCAAAAGUUAACGAAAUAUUAAUCUCUAAAGA